This is a messenger RNA of Symbiodinium natans, 1509 nucleotides long. NCBI's taxonomy places the organism in Eukaryota, Dinophyceae, Suessiales, Symbiodiniaceae. The record is from the annotation of a GenBank genome assembly.
AUGCUGGUGGGUCCUUCGGUUGUUGAGGAGCUGGAGCUGCUCCGAACCGAGAUGGAGGCUGCGCGGCGAGGCGCCGCGGAGGCGCGCGAGGCCCUCCGCCAGUCGGCGGAAGUCGGCCAGAUGCUGCUCUCGAGGAACGAAGCCUUGGAGCAGGAGCUUGACGUGUUGCGGAUGGAGAAGUCACGGAUCGCUGCCUCAGAGGUCCGCCAGCGUCAGGGGCUCGAAGAGGAGUGCCGGCGUUUGGAGCUGGAGCUGGAGAGGGACGGGCGCAAGGCGCGGCAGCUGCGCUUGCAGAGCGCGGCAUCGGUGGACUCGGACGAGGAGCUGAGUAUGGAGCAGAUGAGGCAGCGGCUGAAGCGCUCCGAGCAGAGCGAGCAGGAGCACCGGGAGGCGGCAUGCUUGGCCGAGGAGCACGCCGUGGCUCUGGAGGAGAGGCACCGGAGGCUCGAGGAGGAGCACCGGAAGUUGCAGGCGGAGUGCCAGAAGAGCCGGCGCCGCACGAGCAGCCCACGGGAGAAAGAGGAGGGAGAGGAGAAGGACAAGGACGCGGAAGACCUGGCUCGGCAGCGCUGGCGCCGUGCAGGCCGAGCGGUCGUCCAGCGCCUGAGUGCAAGCUCCAGCUAUGAGACUCCGAAGCCGCCGUCCCCGAGCUCCCUGGCCUCCCUGGCAUCCCUGGCCUCCCCGUCGCGGCGCAGCGAGCGCAGCGAGAACCGCAGUGAGAACCGCGAGGACCUGGAGCAGCAGAUGGCCGGAGUGGCCGCUGAGCGGGAUGCCCUGCGGGCCGAGAAGGCGAGCUCCGAAAGCCGGGCGCAGGAGCUCGAGGAGGACAACACAACGCUGCGACUCCUUUUGGAGGAGGAGGCACAAAGGACCGAGGCCUUGGCACAGCAGGUGGACUACUUGGCCGACCUUCUGGAGGAGCGGCAGGCCCAGAGCGGCGCCCGGGACAUGAUGAGGUCCCUGUGGGGCUCCCGGGACCCCUCCCCGGAGAACCCGAACCAGCCGCCAGCGCCUUCACUCUGCGAGGAGGCGAAGUUCCAAGUGCGCCCGAGAGACGCAUCCCGGGGACCUGCAGAGGCACAGAGCCUUGAGAGCUUCCUCGCGGACCUCCGUUCGCGCUCGCCCUCGGUGAGCCGCAAGCGAAGCCGACCUCCGCACGUCACUUUAGAGGACUUCCUGGGCGAGAAGCCGGCCUGCCUCUUCAACGUGACUGCGUCGACGCGGGCUGCAGCCAAGCUGCCGGGCCAGCCCGAGAAGGCCUCCCUUCUGGAGCUCUUGGGCUGGCGGCGGUGCCAGACGUGCGGCUCCUUGACCUGGGCUCCCCUCACGGCGCAAAGAGAGGAGGACCGCGGGAAGCAGCCGCCGCAUCCGAAGAUGAAGCUGAGCACGGUGAGCGCCUCCAAGAAGAGUGCCAAGGGAUGGACCUUCGCUCUCGUUUCGAGCCAAGACGAAUCCUGCGGCGCGGCACCCGCCCGCGGCCGGACUCCCGCAGUGAGAACUGAGAGCUGA